CAGACAGACAUAUACAGGGUGUCCUGCAUAGAACGUAGCCAUAUGUAUACAUACUUUCUGAGAAACUAGUUUGUAAUAAUUUCCGCAAGACACUCUGUAUGUAUUUACCAUUCGUAACUGUAAUACCAUGUGUAUAUAUUAAUUCCAUAUGACUUUGGAUGAAUUAUGCGCUGCUGGAAUAUUUUUCGUGAACGAAUAGAACCUCUCGUAUUCGUUUAUAGAAUAUCAUAGGAAAAUCUUAUGAUUACGACUCUUCGAUCGGAAGGUAAUUGAAAACAAAGUAUGGAACACAUUUUCGUUAUUUAAAUGAUAACAGGUAUAAUGGGAGAAUGCUGACAUUAUCGAUAAUGGAGGCACACUUUUUGAAUAUAUACGAGACGUCUUUUAAUACCGAAACAUUUUUAUAACGUUAUUUCAUCGAAUUAUAUGUUCGAAAACGAGUAUGGUAAAUGAGUGCCUUAAAAGAUCAAGAUCCCGAUUAUGGGCCGUCCGUUGCAAACAAUGAAAAGCACCAGCAAAUUUACGAAGAAAACGCACGAAGCAACACUGCAAAGAAGAUAACGACUAUCAUAGAAAGAGAAUUUUCUGAAGAAAUAAACGCGAAAGAGAAAGAAGUUCUAGAAAUACAGGAGAGAUUGCACAGAGCAUCGAAAGUUUUGCAUCUUUUACGGUAUGUCACAGUCGCUGAUUUUUAUAAUCGCAAGCAAUGCCAGAAUUCGCAAGGCAGCGAAGCAAGGCAAAUACAAAUUCAUCCUGCAAUAAAACAGUUGAUUGGUAAAUCACCGAAAUUAUGCGAUAGUUUGUUAGUUUCUACAUCGAGUAGUGAAAAUGAUUUCACGACGUCGCAAACUGUAUUAAAGUCUGAAAAGUUAGAGGAAGAGACUUCUGAACGUUGCCAAGCAGGAAAACGUAGCAUCGAAGCCGAUGAGGAAUCGCGUCCAAAAAAGAUACCUAGGUACAUUCCGCCGAAAAGUGGAAUCCCAGAACUUCCGUGUCCGUCGAGAGGAAUUAGACAUAAAGCCAGAAAGCGUAUAAUUAUCGGGAAUAUUUCGAAAUGGAUUCCUCCAGAAUGGAGAGAGGAUGCAGCUAGUCACAAAUGGACGAUGUACGUCCGAGGAAAUAAAGAGAAUCCCGAUAUCGAUGAUUUCGUUAGUAAAGUUAGAUUCUUUCUGCAUCCUAGCUAUAGACCUAAUGAUGUCGUGGAAAUUACAGUACCGCCAUUUUGCCUUUCGAGACGCGGUUGGGGUGAAUUUCCGCUAAGAGUUCAAUUACACUUUAAAAGCGCGCUCAACAAACCGAUGGACAUAAUUCAUCAUUUGAAGUUAGAUCGUACUUAUACCGGUCUACAGACUUUAGGAUCUGAAACGCUCGUCGAUAUAUGGAUCUACGCGGAUCCUCGAAAUUCGAAACGAGAUAUCGACAAAAGCGCCGUUCAGCCGUUCGACGAGAAUGGAUCUAUAGUGAAAACGCCUUCUGACGAUAGUUGCAAAAUAAAACUAGAGAACAAUGAACAUUAUAAUUCCAUGUUUGAUUUCACGAAAAAUGAAAAUGAAUUAAUGAGUACAAAUUUCGAAUUGAAUAUCAAAAUAGAACCUCCGCAGGAUAACGAAAUUAAUGAAAAUGUAACAAGUACCGAACAGGUGCGAUUUUAUGUUGAUCAUGACCACGAUUAUUGUGGUUCGAAAUACUCGAACAGUUUUAAAGAAAAUUUGACUAUCGAUCACUCGACAAUCUCGUCAAGAUCUAUAGAGGAUACAGAGGUAGCGAUUCAAAAUAAUACUUUAGCAACGACUGAAUCUUCUGUAAAUGGAGACCUGACUAACGUAACGAUAAAGGAAACAAAUCCAGUCUCGUUUUCGUUAACAAAUGAACUUAAUACGAGUAAAGCAAAAGCACUUCCAUUAUCAUGCUCCAAAAUUCAAUCGAACCUUCGUCCUUUAGAAAUUUCCAUUCCACCGCUGUUCGAAUCGUCGAGCAAGCAUGUUUUAGUUUUACAAAACAAGAAGACUAUCUCCGUAGAUAUCGCGAUGCCGCGAACCGACGAUCAUAAUCGUAAACUUAUCGUUAAUCCAACAAAAUCGAAAGGAAAUUUAACAGCUUCUCGUGGCAUUAGCUUGUUAAAAAAGCCUCCAAGUUCGAACCAAAAUGGAACAGAAGCGCAAGGAUUGAAUCUUCAACUUUCCAGGAGCGUUCUUCUAAACGUAAACUCCAAUAUACCAGCCUUGAAAAUAGCUGAAAGAAGAAAUUUACAGAACGAUCACCUUUUCGAUUCGCUAGACGAGUCAGGCACCGAGGACCACACGAAAGCGAACUCUCUGGAAAAUUCGAAGGAAUUCAAGCUGCAAUCGCGACAAAAGAUUACUCUGGGUAAAGACAAACACAAGCUUCAAAGUAAAAAGGAGUUUUGCGACGACGUGUUCCGAACAAUUGACGCAGUAAAAAUUACAAACAUUCAAGGCCUACUGCGAUUUAUUGUUAGAAGAAUGCCUAUGGUGACUCGAAACGCUUCCGACUCGGAUUACAGACAAGUCCAUCCUUAUGCUUGUGCGAGCGAGGAAGAGUUCUUAAAAUACAGCCUUGCGAAACGAACCGCUUGCGAAUGGAGCAGAGCAAAGAUGAUACGGUGUCUUUUAAAAAAGAAACUGUUCCCGGAGGAGGAACUAUGGACCGUUAAAGAGAUAAUGAUUUGGGCGCGGUUGCACGGCUACGCGCCUUUUUGGUCCAAUUGCGGAGUCCAAUCCAUAAAGCAACAAAAGAAUUUGCUUGAUUCCACGGUUCCAAAAAGUAUGUCCACUUGUACCGAGCCGGAGGCUGUGUACAAGUGGCUUCAAAUUUGUCCAGAUCGAUCGAACGAUCAAUUUUCCGAUCACAAUUUGCAACAGUCCGAUCAAUUCGACAAUGAAAUCGAUAUAAUUAAUGAAAUUCCAUUGGAAAAUAAAAAGAAAGAUGUAAAGAAAGAGAAAAAGGAUAAGGCGCCGUUAAUUGCAAAGGUCGCGGUAUUGGAAAUAGAGGAAAAAUUAGCACCGCUUCAUGAGUUUGUCUGUGAAACUGCACGAGAGAUCGGCGUUAAACUAACGUCCGAAGAAAUUCUACCCAAUGUGAUAGACUUUACAUCUUCUCGAAUGAUAAUGAAGGCUGUCGAAUGCCUCGUCGAUGAUUUGAUUAGAAUGUCCUUAGCAAAAGCCUGGGAAAAAUGUAAUGAUAACGGAUAUCCGAAGAUGAUCGUUUUGGACGAUGUACGUGGAGCUAUCUUAAAUCGCGAAGAAUUCGAUAUAUUUACGAACCAAGGACUAGGGUCGAAGUAUCGACUAACAUCGAUGGAUCGAUUGAAAAAUAUAUAAAAAAUAAAAACUUUGCAACUAAGGAAACAUUUAAAUUUGAAAAAAAAAAUUGCUAUUAUAUUUACAACCCGAGCUAUGGACUUUUUUUUAGUAUAAUAGUAUGCUCCAGUACCAUUCCAAAAACGCAAACCUCGCACAUGUACAAAUCUAUACGUUUGAAUAAAGUAUAUAAAAUUUUGUACA
Molecule: messenger RNA, 3524 nt
Organism: Hylaeus anthracinus
Lineage: Eukaryota; Metazoa; Arthropoda; Insecta; Hymenoptera; Colletidae
Gene: D12
Exons: 4
Coding region: 450-3341 (963 amino acids)
Biological process (GO): regulation of transcription by RNA polymerase II; chromatin remodeling
Cellular component (GO): NuA4 histone acetyltransferase complex
Molecular function (GO): histone binding
Source: RefSeq, a predicted model, not a curated record